AUCUAAGAAUAAUUAAUUGACUGAUAAUAAUUAAUUUAUCAUUGUAUACACAAUAAUCAUUUUUUUUUAAUUACUUUUAUAUUGUAUAAUCAUUACUUGAUUAAAUAAAUACAAGUCAGAUACUCAUUUUUUCAAAUAAAUAUCUGUUGUAGAUUGUGCAAAUACUAUUGAUAAAAAAAACAAAACAGAUAUUAAUUUUUUAUAAAAAUAAAAAGAAGUGAAAUGAGUACUACAAUUGAACCUCUAGAAAAAAAAAUAAAAACAGAUCAUGAUGAAAAACCAGUGUUAAUUGACAAAAAUACAAAUAUUUAUUCUCUUGAUAAUUUUUGUCUUACAAAAAUAUUUUCAUAUCUCACAUGGAGUGAAAAAUUUCAAGCAGAAAAUGUAUCAAAAAAAUGGAUGAGUGUAAUGCAAACUUGCUGGGCCAAAGAAAAAUCUUACCAUGAGCAUCCAUUGGCAUUGUGUAACAAAAAAUUUGGACAAUUGUUAAAGCCUGGUUUAAGAAAUAAAUUAUUAUUACAUUGUGGACAUUACUUGGAAAGUUGUAUUAUAAGAAAAUAUAUUUCUUCACGAGCUAUUUGGUUGAUAAGUUCACGUUGUGUUAAUUUAAAACAUCUUGAAAUUCAUAUUAAAUAUAAUAAUGAUAAUUGUUUUUCAAAUGUAUUUAAAGAUUUACAAAAAUUACGUUCUAUAACGAUACAUGUAUAUAAUAUACAUGUUAAUGACACUAAAAUACUCGAAAGUGUUACAAAUAAUAUUGAAUGUAUAUCAUUUCAUUCACACACUGAACGAAUGCACGUUAAAAGUCAAUUUGCAAAGGUAUUAAUGAAGUUUAAUUCUCUUCGUUUUCUUGAAUUAAUUCACAUGGAUAUUGAUGAAAAUGUCAUGCAAGUUAUAUCUUCUAAAACAACACUCAUUCACUUGAAAUUAGAACGUUCAAAAUAUCAACAACAACAAUUAAUUUUAACAAAUUUACUCAAUUUAGAAUAUUUAAAUUUAAGUCAUAUUCAAUAUUUAAAUAGAGACUCAAUGGAUAGUAUUUCUAAAAAUUUAUUUAACUUGAGAUAUUUGAAUAUUAAUUUUUGUAGUUAUACAAUACCACUUGAGCAUUUACAACAAUUACAUAAUUUAAAAAAUUUAGAAGAAAUUAAUUUACGUGGAAAUAAUAAUGUUGAUGAUUCAAUUCUUCGACAAUUCACAAAUCUUAAAAGUUUAAAUUGUGCUGAUUGUGAUAAUGUCACAGAUUUUGGUGUAAUGAGUGUCAUUGAAAAUUCACCAAAUCUUGAAUAUUUAGAUAUAUUUGAAACUGCAAUAACUGUUGCAACCCUAACAUUUGCUUAUAAAAUAACAAAUGCUCGUCAAACACACAAACUUAAUAUUAUUAUCAGUAAAUAUUUAAAUGGUGAUAAGCGUAUUGUUCAAAGUCCAUUUAUCAGUAUUAAAUAUCGUACUCAUUCAUGUUUUUUUAUAUGUGGUUGGUGUGAUUCAAAAGUUGUAACUAGUAAUUCACUUGGGCACCUUCAAAUUUUUCAUCCACAUACUCCAGCUAAUUAUCAUGCUUAUGAAUAAAUUCAUUAUAUUAACGUGAAAUUAUUUUACGAAGUAAAACAAUACGUUUGAUAAUUUUAUUUAUAAAAAAUUUAAAUAACAAUAUGUUUUUAUAACUUGUAAAGAUAAUAACUUGAAAAAAUUAUUGAAGAUGAUUUAGCUAAUACAAAAGCUUAGGAAAUAAUUAAACUUCUCAGUCUAAAAUAAUAAUAAAUAAUUAAUUAAUUAUCAAUUCAUUAAUAUAAAAAUAUUUUUAUUAAAAAAAAGUGUGUAUUAAUUUGUAAUAACAAUCGAUUUCAAUUGAUUUAAAUUAAUUUAAAUAAUUACAAAAUGUAUUUAAGUUUAUAAACCAAAAAAAUAAAUUAAUUAUUUUUCU
Aphidius gifuensis is the source of this 1924-nucleotide messenger RNA. RefSeq names its product leucine-rich repeat and death domain-containing protein 1-like. Gene Ontology annotation, cellular component: SCF ubiquitin ligase complex. Gene Ontology annotation, biological process: SCF-dependent proteasomal ubiquitin-dependent protein catabolic process. Bases 223 to 1569 code for a protein of 448 amino acids. The record is from RefSeq and is a predicted model, not a curated record. The transcript has 3 exons. Lineage: Eukaryota; Metazoa; Arthropoda; Insecta; Hymenoptera; Braconidae.